This is a messenger RNA of Oncorhynchus mykiss (rainbow trout), 3245 nucleotides long. The record is from RefSeq and is a predicted model, not a curated record. Lineage: Eukaryota; Metazoa; Chordata; Actinopteri; Salmoniformes; Salmonidae.
CUUGCAACCUUCCAGUUACUAGUCCAACGCUCUAAACACUAGGCUACCCUGAGCCCAUGCAAGGGCUCACCAUCCAUUAUAUCAACAUGUUUUGAGGAUACAUAGUGUUUGUUUCCAAACAUUGAAGUAAAACAAGCUUAUAUUUUGGGUUCCGAUGGAGUACUACAGUUGAACUAAGCUCAUGAGGUAUUUAAAAAGAUGUAGCAACUGCAGACUGUAUGUUUAAUGAACGAGGAAUACUGAAUCUGAUAUCUCUAACAUCCCAUAUCAGACAUGGCCUUCUCAUCUGCAGUCUCCAUCUCCAUCAACACCCCUGUCCUGAUUGAGCAGCACCUCAACUGCUCCAUCUGUCUGGGCCUGUUUAAGGACCCGGUCACCACCCCCUGUGGCCACACCUUCUGCCAGACUUGCCUGGAAUGCAACCUCCACUUCAAUGACCUCAUAUGCCCCAUCUGUAAGGAGCAUCUGAGGAGGAACCCACAGGUGAAUAUCAUCCUCAGUACUCUUAUUCAGGAGUUGAAAAAGGCCCAGGAGAGGAAGCCAGGGGAGUAUUCUGGAGCUCCAGGUGAGGUGGCCUGUGACGUCUGCACUGAGAGGAAGCUCAAGGCCCAAAAGUCCUGUCUGGUGUGUCUGGCCUCAUAUUGCGAGACUCACCUGGGCCCCCACACCUCAGCAGGCAGGCUGAAGGGCCACAGGCUGGUGGCCCCUGUGAAGGACCUGGAUGGGAGGGCGUGUCUGACCCACGGUCGUCCCCUGGAGCUGUAUAGCAGGGCAGAGGGGCACUGUGUCUGUGCCCUCUGUGUGGAGGAGGGUCACGAGGUCAUCUCCGUGGAAAUGGAGUGGGACAGGAAGAAGGGUAACCUGGAGAGCACCAAGGCUGAUAUUCAGGAGAGAAUCCUGGAGAGGGAGAGAAAGGUGGAGGAGAUCAGGGUGUCUGUGGAGCAGUGCAAGGCCCACGUGGACAGAGAGAGGAGGGAGAUUGACUCUGUGUUCAAAGCAGUGAUAGCAACUGUAGAGGAGACCCAUCUAGAUGCUCUCAGGCCCAUGGAGGAGAGGCAGCAGGAGGUGGAGAGAGAGGCAGGAGAACUCACCCAGGAGCUGAAGAGAGAGAUCAGAGAACUGAAAGAAACCAUUGGUCAAUUGGAGGAUGUUGCUGACCUCAAGGAUCACAUUCACUUCCUGCAGACUUUCCCAUCCCUGUCGGGGCUGGGUGAUGGCAGAGACUGGACUGAGGCCUCCAUUGAUACUACACUCUCCUUUGGCACCAUGAGAAGCAGCUGGUCGACCAUGAUGGAGAGAAUCAAGCACGAGCUGGAGAAGCUCUCCUCAGUUGAACUUGAGAGGAUCCUGAAGUUUGCAGUUGAUGUGACAUUGGACCCGGACACAGCAAACACACAGCUGAUUCUAUCUGAGGACGGGAAAGAAGUGAGAGAUGGAGGGAAGAUACAGGACAUCCCUGACUGUCCGCAUCGCUUCGAUCACUUCGGCAGCGUCCUAGGACACAACAAGCUAACCUCUGGGAGAUCAUACUGGGAGGUGGAUGUCGGGAACAAGACGGGUUGGGAUCUGGGAAUAGCAAGAGGAGAUGCCAACAGGAAGGGGAAGCUCUCUGUGAAUCCUACUAACGGUUACUGGGUUAUAGUGAAUUAUAAUGGUGCCAAAUACGGAGCCUUGGGGGACCCACCUUUUCUGUUGUCACUGAGAGAAAAGCCCCAGAAGGUGGGGGUGUUUGUGGAUUAUGAGGAGGGGUUGGUGUCUUUUUAUGAUGUGGAGGCUAAGGCUCACAUACAUUCUUUCACUGGGUAUUCCUUUAUUGGGGAAAUAUAUCCAUAUCUCAGCCCACAUCUUCUGAAUGGGGAGGAGAACUCAGACCCACUGGUCAUCACCAAAACAGGGUGAUGUCACGCAUUGCUCAGCCUUAUAGGUAAAAUACAUUCACUUCAGGUUAGGAUUAGGGCUACAGCUAGAGUUUGGGUUGGGUCGGGUUAGGGUUGUGGCGGUCACAAAAUUGUCAGCCGAUGAUUGUCAAGCAAAUAACUGUCGGUGUCAAGGUAGUUGACCGUUAAUUAACAAACACAUUUAGCAUCUCCUGGCUUCCACACAUACAAGCCACUGGUGCAGACCUUUGGAACGUUAACAUUUGAAAAAGUCUAAUAAGUCCAUGUAAUAUAGCCUACAAAUUCACAACAAAUCCAUUAUUUAUUUUAGACAGGUCUAAAGAAGCAUGAUUUUAGGAAAAUGUAGUCUAUUUCAGAAGAACAGAAUAGCAUACUUUGAUAUGUCCUUAUUUUAGGUCCUGAUCUGGCUAUGCCAAAUGGCUGUGGGCUACACUAGUUCAUUUAAAAGGCAUGAGCUCUGCUUAGUUUUUUGGUGCAGGCUGUACACACUACAUCAGUCACUCAUUCACAAUUUACAAGCACUUGAUGAUGCCUAGAAUUUUAGUGGCCGUAAUGCAUCCUAAAAAAUGUCAUGUCUUUUGCAGCCAGUUGCCAUUGUGCCCUUCUUCCUGAGUGCUGUUCGCUCUGAAUCACCUCUCACUCACAUGGCUCUCCAUCACUUGAUCAAGUCUUUCUCACAGGCUACAAGUGAAGGGGGACACAACUGCGCGCGUCCUUAUCCAAUUCCGAGGUUCAUAUUUAAGUUAUUGGAAGAACUGUCCACAUUUACUUUUCGUCAGCCAACAUGAUGAGUAGGCCUACCGAACAGCAAAAGCACUAGCCUAUGUCAAUCUACUAUCCCCCAUAGUGCAAAAGUCAACCUAUUUUGUUCUAUGCGAUAAAUAAAUAUUCCAAAACAACAGUCUGGGCCAGUUGUGGGAUGUGAUAGAUCCCAAAUUAAUACAACCACUAGCAUCAAAAAAACUUUUUUAUGCAAUAUGACUGACCCAACAGAUCAGAACUUUUAGCUUAAAAUGUUAGGCUAUUAGGCUAUUUCUUCACAUAAGCGCAGCAAUGCGCACAUGGUAGUAGGCUAUAAUUAGCGGAAAACACUUAUCAAAAGUGACUGCAAAUACAAUUAUGCUUGUAAUGCUGUUAUUACAAAGGUGCAUUUUUCUGGUGAAAAUUAUCUUACCCAAACUUUAAACUCACACGCUGCUUAUGUAUGUCUGUUAGGUUUUACACCCUGUGUAAAGCGGAUUAAUGUGCUUAGUUUUAAGAAGUUAUUUGGCAACUUUAGACUACAUGAGGUGUGCAACUAUGAUUAGAAAAAGUCGCAUAAAAAGUCAUUGUUUCUUAUGCUGGGCA